Molecule: messenger RNA, 2607 nt
Organism: Lodderomyces beijingensis
Lineage: Eukaryota; Fungi; Ascomycota; Pichiomycetes; Serinales; Debaryomycetaceae
Source: the annotation of a GenBank genome assembly
AUGCUCAAAGAGUCGAGGCGCCAGCAAGAAGACCUUCCAAACAGAAAGAAAAGGAGGACGCAUCAGACCUCUGAAGGGCCCGUGAAAAAUUCUGUGGGGAACUCUGCGGAGACUCGAGAAGAAGUCAUUGACCUCAUCAGUGACGAGGCUAGUGAUUCUGACGAUUUCGAAGAUGUCAGUCUAAAUGUGGUGGAUCAGGAAGACUCGGAAAAUUCGGAUGACUUUGAAGCCUUUCAUUUCGAUCUUGAUAGUCAGGCCCAGGCCCAGGGCCAGGACCACAACCGGGACCUUGAUCAGGACGCGCUCCGCAAAGAUGGCAAUGACAUCUUGACAAUAGGCAUACAUGCAGAGGAAGCCCCGCUGAAAAAAUCAAGAGUCAAUUUCAUCAGUCGAGAGGAACGGUCAAGGCGAGUCUUGAUUCAUAAAAUGUACAUUGUAUUGAUGGUUGCCCACCUUCUCAUUCGAAAUACUUGGUGCAAUGAUAAAAAGUUGGGGAACGAACUCAAAAGACAGUUUGUGACAUCACAAAUUGCUCAAUUGAUUGACGCAAACAAUGAAAAAAAGACGCCAGCUGUUGGCUCGCGGCAGUUGUUGGACGGGUUGAAGAAGCUUAUGCUAGCGUACAGUGCCAGAUAUAGGAGCACCUCGCAAGGACUUGUCUUGAAAAACUGGCACGAACUUGGUAUAGUUCAAGACUCGGAUGUGGUGACUCGCAAGAAAUUCAGGACAUUGGUUGAGCAUUCCAGAGGCAGUCGGGAUGUUGCCGUCCAGGGGUUUGUAACACUCUUGAGAGCCUUGGGAUUUAACGCGAGGCUAGUGAUGUCCUUGCAGCCACCCGAUUACACGAUUGUAACAAAACAGGGCAGCAGCGAAGGCAUGAAUAAUGCAGGCAACGGUGGCAGCGGCGGCGGCAGCGGCGGCGGCGUCGAUAAACAACGCAACGCGAUUAUUGAAGAGUCUCCGUUUCCUGUGUUUUGGACAGAGAUAUUUGACAAGUACAAAAAUACCUGGAUAAGCAUCGACCCUAUAGCUCUAAAAAUAGUGCACGUUUGUCCGAAAAGGAGGAAAUCAGCAUUCGAGCCCCCCAUGGCAGAUGCACGGAACCAGCUACUAUACGUUGUUGCAGUUGACAAAUACGGAAGAAAACUCAGAGAUGUGACUCGACGGUACAGUUUCAACUACAACGCACGAACGAUCAGAAAAAGGAUUGAGUUUAGGUCAGAUGAAGACAAGGACUGGUACAAUAGGCUUCUCCACGCAUCGGCUUCUACUCAUAAUAAGGAAAAAAAAAACAAAGCACACAUUUCCGACAUUUACGAGUUGAAAGAAUUCCACGAACGUGAUUUGGCCGAGGGAAUGCCGCAGAAUAUGCAAGCGUUCAAAAAUCACCCCUUGUAUGCUUUGGAGACCCAGUUGAAGCAAAAUGAGGUGAUUUACCCGAAAGACAAGUCCAGCACGUGCGGCACUUUUCGACCCAAGAACAGCAGUUCAGGCGUCUUGUUUGACGUCUAUAAAAGAUCGAGCGUAAAGACACUAAGAUCUGCGCGGGCUUGGUACAUGAGAGGCAGAGUCUUGAAAGUUGGUGCUGUGCCUCUCAAAUCCAAGGCUGCACGCACAGAGGAUGAAGAAGAUAUCAACCUUUAUGCAGAGCAUCAGACACGACUAUACACGCCGCCCGCCGUCGAAAACGGUGUUAUACCAAAGAAUCUGUACGGCAACAUUGACGUGUACACCGAGUCAAUGAUCCCAGACGCGUGCUGUUUGGUUGAACUGACGCAUUCCGUGCCCAUGCCGAUGCUCAUAAGAGUAGCAAGAUUGUUGGAUGUUGAUUACGCCAAAGCCAUUGUAUCGUUUGAUUUCACGCAAAAGGGGAAGGGGCCCCCAAAAGCGAGAGAAGGAGGAGUGGUGAUAUUAAAGGCACACGAGCAAGCUUUUCUUCUCAGUUUGGCUCAUAUGAUUGAAGAAGAAUCGGAGGAGAAUCGGAAACGAGUUGAGUUGAUUGCUCUUCAAAAUUGGAAGUUUUUCCUUUUAAAGCUCCGUGUUCAGGACCGACUCAAUAGGUCCCAUGGACGAUUGCAUGAGGAGACAAAAGUGCACGAGGAGGCAAUCCAACUGGAUGAUGAAAAUCUAGAGAGUGACCUAGAAGGCGGGUUCGUGACAGGGGGAGAUCAAGAACUGCAUCUGGAGGGAAGUGACAUUGCUGCGAUUUAUACUAGCUCUCGCAAUCGGAAAAAUGAUGACAAUAGUCUGGGGGACGAAAAGGAAGAGGAAGAAAAAGAAGAGGAGUCGGAUUUCGACGGAGGAUUCAUUGUAUCCGAUAACGACGAAUCCCCUUUACCAGCCACUACUCAUGAGCCAAGCAAGGUGGUUGAUGAAAGCUUACCCGCUUCUACUAGGAAAACAAGAGCCAAGGUGGUACACUAUGCACAAGAUUCAUCAGACGAGGAUUCUGAGAGCGAGAAUGGAGCUUGCCCGAGACGUCCAGAGUCACCAGUUGAUGUCCCAUCACCAUCAUCAUCAUCGUCGUCAUUAUCCGAGGCGGAUUUUGAAGAUGAUGCUGAUGACCAUUCACUGGAUAACUUGGAAUUUGAAUACGAGACCGAGUGA